Molecule: messenger RNA, 1038 nt
Organism: Humulus lupulus (European hop)
Lineage: Eukaryota; Viridiplantae; Streptophyta; Magnoliopsida; Rosales; Cannabaceae
Exons: 3
Coding region: 1-1038 (345 amino acids)
Molecular function (GO): zinc ion binding
Source: RefSeq, a predicted model, not a curated record
AUGAAGCAGAACUUCGAGUUUGUGGUGAAGAAGUCAGCUUGGAGAUGCCGAGAGAAGACUAUUUCUUAUGUCAGAGGGACACUGGAAGCAUCCUACCAGAAGUUACCAUCGUACUUGUUCAUGCUUCAACAGAAAAAUCCUGGGACGUUGACAGAUUUUGUCACUGAGGAAGAUCGAUUCAAAUAUUGUUUUUUCUCACUCGGAGUUAGUAGAAGAGGAUUUCGUACAUGUCGGCAUGUGUUAUGUGUGGACGACACUUUUUUAAAGACAAAAUACGGUGGGCAGAUGUUAUGUGCAGUCGCGUUAGAUGCAAAUAACCAUCUAUAUUCAGUUGCAUUUGUUAUUGUGGAUAGUGAGAAUCAUGAUUUUUGGAAGUAUUUCAUGUCAAAGCUAAAGGAAGCGAUUGGGGAAGUCGAGGACCUGGCGUUUGUAUCUGACAGUUAUGCAAGUAGUACACAUGCCUUGGAAACUAUUUUCCCCGAUGCUUAUCACGGUGCUUGCUACCACCACAUUAGUAUGAAUGUGGUUGCUAAAUUCAAGAUUGAUCAUUGUCAUGUGUUGAUGAGAGAAACUAGCAAGAAGACAACUACAACUCUUGCACCGACCUAUGAGAAAAAUUUGGUGGAUAUGGCUGAGAAAGCUCAAUUCUUGAUUCCUUAUGCAAUAGGGAGGCAUGAGUUCCAUGUGUUAGAUGGUGAGCUGAAUGGUGAAGUCGACCUCCUGAAUAAGACAUGUACAUGUGGCGUGUUUCAGAUUAUUGGUAUCCCAUGUGCUCAUGCACUAUCUGGAUCCCUUAAGCGAGGGGUGAACUUUUAUUCGUUAUGUUCAGAUUACUAUAAAAUUGAGACAUGGAGGUCCUGUUACACAGAAUCUAUAUAUCCUACUGGUAAUGAGGAAGAGUUGAUUGUUCCACAUGACAUUAUAACAAUAAAAGUGAGAACACCUGCGCAGAAAAACCCGGUUGGUCGUUCAAAGAAGAAACAAGGUAGGCCUAAGACGAAACGCCAUCCUUCCAAUGGAGAUAAAUUGGUUGUAUAA